GUUUUUAUUUUCGGAACGCCUCUUGAAUUUUUCUGUGUUGAAUGAAAACUGGCAUAAAUGUAAACAUGCCUGCUGGUGAUGAAAAAAUCGAAGACUUAAACGAAAGAAUUGGACACUUUAUAAGAGAACUGAAACAAGGAAGUGUAGAAGGUUCCUAUAAUGUAGCAUAUAGAACAGUAUCCCUGCUGGUCAGGGUGAUAUCACAGACUAAAUGGACAACAGCUAGAGAAUUGUUAGAUAAUGUAACUACCCAUGGGAAGAGAAUGAUUUCAGCACAACCAUCAGAGUCAGCAGUGGGCAAUAUGGUUAGGAGAAUUCUUAAAAUGAUAAGAGAAGAAUAUGCCAGUGCUUUAAAGGGUUCUGAAGAAGCUGAUCCACAAGAAUCUCUACAUAAAUUAUUAUCAGCAGAAGGACAAAAAGAAGACUAUGGUCAGUCUGUGCCAAAUCUCAAGGCAACUGUGAUAGAGGCUGUUAAUGAAUUAAAGACUGAAUUAGAAAAUAGUGCGGAUAAUAUAGCUGGACAAGCCUUAGAACAUAUACACUCCAAUGAAGUAAUAUUAACAGCGGGAAAAUCAAAAACUGUAGAGGCAUUUCUCAAGAAAGCAGCAAAGAAGAGAAAGUUCCAGGUGAUGGUUGUGGAGUGUGCCCCAUUUUAUCAUGGUCAGGAACUUGCAAUGAGUUUAGCAAAGUCUGGAAUAGAAACAACAGUCAUCAAUGAUGCUGCUGUAUUUGCUAUUAUGUCAAGAGUAAACAAAGUUAUCAUUGGAACACAUACUGUAAUGGCAAAUGGAGGACUAAAGGCAAUUAAUGGAAGUCAUGCAAUAGCUUUAGCAGCAAAACAUUACUCUGUACCGCUUAUUGUAUGUGCAGCUAUGUUUAAGUUAUCACCACAGUUUUUAUGCUCCUAUGAUCAGGAUGCCUUUAACAAGUUUGUUAGUCCACAAGAUGUGUUGAACUUUUCUGAAGGCGAAAUCUUGUCAAAAGUUCAAGUUCAUAACCCAGUGUUUGACUAUGUACCACCAGAGUUAGUUACACUUUUUGUAUCUAAUAUUGGAGGAAAUGCACCAUCCUAUGUGUACAGACUUUUAAGUGAACUUUAUCAUCCAGAUGAUCAUGAUAUACAAUAAAUAACUUCUAUAAUAAUAUUUUAUCCUUGAUGUAUGGAGGAAGAGCAAUAUUGUUAUUUAUUGCAUUUUAAUUCUUUGCCUAUAUUAUUGUUCAGUUGACAGUCUUUUCGUAGUGGCAGCUCUAUACACAAAUCAUUUAAAAAUAUAAAUGGAAAAACUCCACCAGUGUUAAAAGUACUAGCAUGGAGCAAGUAUGAAAGUUAUGGCAAAAGAAGUUCUUUUUUCUUGCUCCUAAGGAAAGAAGUAAAGUUAAGACACUUUUCAAUUUUAUACAAAUGUAUUAGAUCUACAGUAUAGUAAUAUGCAAAAGGAAGAUAAUUUAGUUUUACAAUUAAUCAUUCUCAGACAAAAACAUAAGUUGGAAUAAAAAUUGAUAAAGGUU
Messenger RNA from Mytilus californianus (California mussel), 1509 nucleotides. RefSeq names its product translation initiation factor eIF-2B subunit beta-like. NCBI's taxonomy places the organism in Eukaryota, Metazoa, Mollusca, Bivalvia, Mytilida, Mytilidae. The record is from RefSeq and is a predicted model, not a curated record. Gene Ontology annotation, cellular component: eukaryotic translation initiation factor 2B complex. Bases 42 to 1127 code for a protein of 361 amino acids. Gene Ontology annotation, biological process: translational initiation. Gene Ontology annotation, molecular function: guanyl-nucleotide exchange factor activity; translation initiation factor activity. The transcript is spliced from 13 exons.